UUUCUCUGCAGCACCGUCUCGUCGGAAGCAGAACGAUGUGGCUCUUCACAGCGACCGCCGCUCUCCUCAAGCUCUACCUCUGCGGAAUCAAAGUCCUCAUCUACCAGAUGUUCAACAGAUCGUUCCAACUGCCAGUCUUGCCCAGGCAGAAGGGAAAGGUUGCCAUUGUGACUGGGGGUACGAGAGGAAUGGGGUUUGAGACAGCGAGACACCUGGCGAGCCUUGGCAUGCAUGUUAUCAUAGCUGGAAACGAACAGGAGGAAGGUGCCGCAGCCGUCAAGAAGAUUCAGGAAGAGAGAAGCGAAGGCAAAGCCGAGUACGUCUUCUUGGAUCUGACCUCGCUGAAGUCAGUGAGACAGUUUGCCCAGAAAUUCAAAAGCCGAGGUCUCCCUCUCCACGUCCUGGUUAACAACGCUGGGACCAUGCUGGUUCCGGAGAGAACCACAGAGGACGGGUUUGAAUUCCACUUUUGCCUCAACUACCUGGGGCACUUCCUGCUGACCAACCUGCUGCUGGACUCCUUGAAGAGAUCCGGACGAGUGAACAACUUCUCGCGCAUCAUCAACAUGUCGUCGGCCACGCACUACGCCGGGUAUAUUCACAUGGACGACCUGAACAGAAGGGAGUUCUACACCGCUCAUGGAGCCUAUGCCCAAAGCAAACUGGCGCUGGUGCUCUUCAGCUACUACCUACAGGAGCAGCUGACAGGGGGAGGGUUCCCUGUGUCUGUCUACGCUGUGGAUCCCGGCAUGGUGGACACAGCUCUGUAUGAUAACCUGUGGACCCUCGCGCAGAUGCUCAAAAAACCCGUGGCCAAGAUUCUCUUCAGGACACCAGCAGAGGGCGCUUCGAUCAGCGUCUAUGCAGCAGCAGCGUCUGAGCUGGAGGGAGCGGGCGGUUGCUACCUGUACAACGGGGAGAAGGUGCAGUCCUCCGAAUAUUCCUACGACCUCGAGCUGCAGGCGGAGCUGUGGAAGAAGAGCUGUGAGCUGACGGGACUUUGAUACCAGAAAACAUAAAAACAGCCAGUCAAGUGGCACUUAUGGGGUUUCAAAUUUCCCUGGCUGCUGGAAGUAAGAACCUAGCACAUAUUUAAGUGCACUUAUGCCAAUAUGGAUUUUUCACUUCCAAAUUUAUUUACAUUAUUGUGCUUUUAUGAAGAAUGAUUGUUGACGAAGUUCAAUGUCAGUCAGUCUUAUAUGAGAUGCACUUAUAUCUUCCUGCCUUUUCUCAAUGUGUGUGUUUAAAUGUGUGAAAAUCAUUUUAACAAGAGUCUAUGAAGUUUUAAUCUCAGAUUUCAUGUGAAAUGCAAAAUAGAUUUAAUUUAUGAAGACUAAGAGAAUUACCGUCAGUAUUUACUUCAAUGUCUGUUUUAUUUCUGUCAUGAUUUACAAACAUGAUCCUGUACUGAAGGGUUAAUCUCUAUCAAUGCAUCUGUAUUCUAGCGCUCUGAGCAGUGUGUGUAUCUGUUCAUCCAUACUUAUGGGGACCAAUUAUUGACAAAACACCUCCUUGUGGGGACCUUUUGCUUUUAUGGGGACCAUUUGGCCUAGGGGUGUAAGAAAAUAUCUAUACGAUCAUAUUGCAAUACUUGAUUGCGCCGAUCGAUAUUUUGGUUGCAAUAUUACAAUAUUUGCAAUAAUAUAAUACAACAUUUUCUUGUCUGUACAUUGGAGUUAUUCUGUUGAUUAGCGAUACAUUCCUCUGGUGGAGUGUAAAAAUAAAAACUGAUGGUCUAACUGGACUGACGUUUUAUGGCAAUGUAUCGUAUCACCACUCCUAUGGAUGGUGAGGGUGAGAGGCUGGGGAAAGGCUUAUGGCAAUGAGAA
Synchiropus splendidus (mandarinfish) is the source of this 1829-nucleotide messenger RNA. It is a transcript of the gene dhrsx, whose product is annotated as dehydrogenase/reductase (SDR family) X-linked. The transcript has 7 exons. The coding region runs from base 36 to 1004 and encodes 322 amino acids. The record is from RefSeq and is a predicted model, not a curated record. Lineage: Eukaryota; Metazoa; Chordata; Actinopteri; Syngnathiformes; Callionymidae.